AUGCACUUCAACAACUAUGUCGAUCACCGUGAGACGCAACCAUUUGACGACAUUGUGCUAUACUCGGGAUGGUUAGCUUGCAGAUCACGUCUCACUGCUCCUCAUCUUCCCGAGCGCAUGAUGCGGAAGUUCGGAUACACUCAAACCAUUCUCAGACAUUCUGUUGUCUCUGAUCCUCCUGCUUUGACAUAUAGACAAAUAUAUGCCAUGUUUAAUCAUUAUGAGAGUUAUUUGGUACCAGACGAGACACAAAGUACCGUAGCUGAUAGCGACUCGAGCUACGCCAAUGGGUACAUCAGAUGGUUCUUCAUGGUGUCACAUCUGUAUAUGGUGCAUGAUGCUCUAGGAGAUCCACUAAGGCCAGCUCAUCAUGAGAUACUAGAGGAGAAGCAUGCACAGUUAGAUCAUGCUAAGGAUGUCUUACCUAGAUGUCAUCACAUAUUGGAGAUUGCGCAUGCAGACAUUGAAAAAGGUAUCUUCCUUUAUGGGUAUGAUGUGAGGCAGGUCCUAGAUACCAUCAUGGUGAAGACACGAGAGACAUUGAUGUACCAGAGGCAAUAUCGAAGGAAGGGGGUAUUGAAGGUCGAGGAUUCAGAGGAGGCGUAG
Molecule: messenger RNA, 606 nt
Organism: Lathyrus oleraceus (garden pea)
Lineage: Eukaryota; Viridiplantae; Streptophyta; Magnoliopsida; Fabales; Fabaceae
Exons: 1
Coding region: 1-606 (201 amino acids)
Source: RefSeq, a predicted model, not a curated record